AUGUGUAUAUUGGAAUGUAUCCCUGCUUACCUAAUCUGUGUUCAAUUUAUUGUAGUUGUAUAUGGAAUCACUACUGGAUUUGGAAAGUUUGCUCGCACAGUAAUCCCUGUAAGUCAGCUCAAGGAUCUCCAAGUCAAUCUUGUGCGAUCCCAUUCUGCAGGUGUCGGCAAGCCUCUAAGUCCAGAUCGUACCCGCAUGCUUUUGGCUUUAAGGAUCAAUGUCUUGGCCAAAGGGUAUAGUGGCAUUUCACUUGAAACACUACAGCAAGUUAUAGAAGCUUUUAAUGCUUGUUGCUUGCCCUACAUUCCAGAGAAGGGAACCGUUGGAGCUAGUGGAGACCUUGCCCCCCUUUCACAUCUUGCUUUGGGCUUAAUAGGAGAAGGCAAGAUGUGGUCACCAAAGAGUGGCUGGGCUGAUGCUAAAUAUGUUCUUGAAGCACAUGGACUAAGACCAGUAUCGCUGAAACCUAAAGAGGGUUUAGCUCUUAUUAAUGGGACACAGAUGAUCACAUCUUUGGGCUGUGAGGCCGUGGAGAGAGCCAGUGCAAUUGCCAAGCAAGCUGACAUUGUUGCUGCUCUAACACUAGAGGUCUUAAAAGGAACUACAAAAGCUUUUGAUACUGAUAUUCAUGCUCUACGACCUCAUCCUGGACAAGUGGAGGUGGCCUUUCGAUUUAGAUCACUCCUAGAUUCUGAUCACCAUCCAUCAGAGAUUGCAGAGAGUCACAGGUUUUGUGACAGAGUCCAAGAUGCAUACACACUGCGCUGCUGCCCACAGGUACAUGGUGUGGUGAACGAUACCAUUGAUUUUGUGAAGAGCAUCAUUGCAACUGAAAUUAACAGCGCGACUGACAACCCUAUGGUUUUUGCAGCAAGAGGAGAAACCAUUUCAGGUGGAAAUUUCCAUGGUGAAUACCCAGCUAAGGCCUUGGAUUAUCUUGCUAUUGGGGUCCAUGAACUUGCCGCUAUCAGUGAGAGAAGAAUUGAAAGGCUUUGUAAUCCUUCCCUCAGUGAACUGCCAGCAUUUUUGGUAACAGAGGGUGGACUAAACUCUGGUUUCAUGAUUGCACACUGCACAGCAGCUGCACUUGUUUCUGAAAACAAAUCUUUGUGCCAUCCAUCAUCUGUGGACUCCCUUUCAACUAGUGCUGCUACUGAAGAUCAUGUAUCCAUGGGAGGCUGGGCAGCAAGAAAAGCACUUCGAGUCAUUGAACAUGUAGAACAAGUGUUGGCCAUUGAGCUACUUGCAGCCUGCCAGGGUAUUGAAUUUCUACGCCCUCUUCGAACCACAACUCCAUUGGAGAAAGUCUAUGACCUUGUCCGCUCUGUGGUCAGGCCUUGGAUGAAGGACCGUUUCAUGGCUCCAGACAUUGAAGCUGUUCAUAGAUUGCUUGUUGAUCAGAAAAUUUGGCAUGUGGCAGAACCAUACAUUGAAAAAUAUAGGAUGGAACAUAUCCCUGAAUCCAGACCAGUGUCUCCUACUGCUUUUUCAGUGGAUUCAAGGUCUCUAAGUAACUGCUCUCUGCAUGAGCACCAGGACCAUAUUGAUCAACCGGACAAUAUUGAUCACCCGGACCACAAUAAUCAUGAAUUGCAGUCCUCACUAAAUGAUUUGCGUUUAAGUCCAUAG
Staurois parvus is the source of this 1629-nucleotide messenger RNA. NCBI's taxonomy places the organism in Eukaryota, Metazoa, Chordata, Amphibia, Anura, Ranidae. The record is from the annotation of a GenBank genome assembly.